AUGGUAUUCUACCCAGACAACCAGGGCCGUGCCCGACGACUCGAACAGCUUGUUAACAGCACCGUUAACAUGCAAACCGACAUCCAGUACAGCGGCGACCAGUUGAAGAAGCAAACCAAGUCGAUGCAGUCCGAAAUCGACAAGAUUUUCAAACAAGAAGGAAUCGACACCCUUGAUGAUUUGUAUAACAAGGCGUCUUCUGUUCUCCCAGAAAGUGACAUCGCAACCUUCCGAGCACUCGUCGACGCAGCCAAAAAGAGCACCAAACUGGAUGUAACCACCCUAACCACCGGACUUCUAUUGCCGUUCACUCUUGGGGCAGGUGCAACGCCGGUUGCUAGUGCGGGUCGGUUCAUUGUGAGGACUGCGUUAAUCGACUCUCUUGGUACUUUCUUCAAAUCGGCCGCACAGGGAGAAAAGGCUGCCCAGACGGCGGCGGAGGCGCUCUCCAAGCUGACCGAAGAGACGUCCGAGGCGAUUAAAGGCAAGUAUUUCCAUUUGCUCAUCGACCGGCAAUGCCAAGCUGCGUCCGCCGCUGCCAAAGCAGGCACCGAAGGCGCUGCUGCUGCCGCCGAGGAAGCUGCACAGGCAGCGAAGUCAGUCAGCAAACUUGCUGCUGGGCUUCGAGUUAUCACAGCUGUCGGCUUCUGCAUCACGGCUGUCAUGAUGAUCAUGGAGGCAGUCGAAGGCGCGCAACAGAAGACGAAGUUGAUCGAUGGAAUCCACAAAUGCCAGCCAGCUCGACUAUGCGUUGCGUACUUCAAAGCCGAAGCCGAGAACAUUACACAGCGUACCGAGCUCAUCCGCCAGUAUCUUGAGGCACUAAGUUCCUCGAAGGAAGACCCAGAUGCGAAGGCAGCCGCCGAGCUGUAUCGUAAGAAGAUCCUCGAAGAACUCCAGAAAGCCGAUUUCGAGAUCGACUGGAGACAGCUGGAAACGAAGUUGCGCAACUCAGACGUUAAGGAUGCCUCGUUCUAUGGGGCCAAUGAUUUGCAUUUCGAAGAUGUUAUUCGCCAAGCGAGGCAAAUGGAGCACGAGCAGUCUGCGUGAUUACUGGUAUACCUCGGUAUUGUAGAUUGGAAUAAGAAUCUUAACUCGGUGU
Messenger RNA from Coprinopsis cinerea okayama7#130, 1102 nucleotides. RefSeq lists its product as hypothetical. The transcript is spliced from 8 exons. The record is from RefSeq and is a predicted model, not a curated record. NCBI's taxonomy places the organism in Eukaryota, Fungi, Basidiomycota, Agaricomycetes, Agaricales, Psathyrellaceae. The coding region runs from base 1 to 1050 and encodes 349 amino acids.